AUGUCUAUGGACUCCCAUCAACAUCUUGAACGUCUCAGAAUUCCAGUUAAAGACCCGGAAUCAUAUAACGUCAUUUUGAAUCUACCCCAUGAAGUAAAUAAUGUUGACGUGAUCAGACAUGGCAGAACUGCUAGAAAUGAAGUAUUCCGUAUGCGAGGUGGAAUUAAUAUCAAGAGAAACGAUGGAGUCACUGGUACAAUUUAUUUCAAAAUGGACGGUAACCAACUGAUGUUUAAUAUGAUUGUCUUUGUAUCAUUUGUCUGA
Messenger RNA from Caenorhabditis remanei, 264 nucleotides. RefSeq lists its product as uncharacterized. Bases 1 to 264 code for a protein of 87 amino acids. The record is from RefSeq and is a predicted model, not a curated record. The transcript has 2 exons. Lineage: Eukaryota; Metazoa; Nematoda; Chromadorea; Rhabditida; Rhabditidae.